AUGAGCGUCGCUGUCAUAAACCCUCCCGAUGAUCCGGCGAAUGUCGUGCAGUCGCUUGUGAACACACUCUUGGAUGUCUUUGAUGCCACGAGGGAUCUCUACGGGACGCUCACGGCUAAAGAGCAAAGAGACUAUGAACAAAACCUGCGCAGCAAAGGAUACCCUGCUUCAAGACGGAUCGAGUAUGUGAAGGAUGACCGACUGGGUAGCGAUGAGGCUAUCGUGACGGACAAAGCUGUGGUCAUGAGGCAGAUGGAUAUCGGAUGUGAAACUCUGGGGGCCGAGUUCGCCAUGGGCGAUGUGCUCGCAUGGCGAGAUAACGUCGAGCCAGAGCAAUCCGUCACCGAUGCCACCUCCGUAACCGGACCCACGAUGAUCUCAGCCUCUAACAACCUAUACUGCGUAUACGCAUACGACCUCCAACGGAACCCAACCCAACAACUUGCCACCAGCAUAAUAUCAGACCGGGACCCCUACUGUCCACACUGCAGAGGUGAACUCCACCUCUCACCAGGAAAAGCAUGGGAAAUCUCCAAAUGGGCCGACGACACAGAACGUACCUUCCAAGUUCAGAACCGCUUCGUCGUCAAGUGUCAUCGUGAUGGUCCCGACGGCCAAUAUUGCUGCGUGAUUUGCUCCAAGUACGCGGACUCGGAUACCAUCUGCGGCGACGUCAAGGCUCUUAUCAAGCAUCUCUCGGAUGAUCACGAUACCCGGCAGCUCAAGCAUGAGGAGGAUAUUGUGGAGGUGAUCGAGCAGCCGGGUAGUCGGAGGGACAGCGGCAUUGGAUAUUCUACUUCGGUGAGAAGUAAGGGGAGUCGGAGGAGUGCUAGUCUCGCUGAGGGCGGACGGAGACGAAAGAGUCUGUCUGGGUAUGACCGAGAGGCAGACUCAUUUGAUGGCAGGUUCUCGAGGAGGUAG
Messenger RNA from Alternaria metachromatica, 921 nucleotides. RefSeq lists its product as uncharacterized. NCBI's taxonomy places the organism in Eukaryota, Fungi, Ascomycota, Dothideomycetes, Pleosporales, Pleosporaceae. Bases 1 to 921 code for a protein of 306 amino acids. The transcript has 3 exons. The record is from RefSeq and is a predicted model, not a curated record.